Molecule: messenger RNA, 2058 nt
Organism: Sycon ciliatum
Lineage: Eukaryota; Metazoa; Porifera; Calcarea; Leucosolenida; Sycettidae
Product: sterol-4-alpha-carboxylate 3-dehydrogenase, decarboxylating-like
Exons: 7
Coding region: 297-1373 (358 amino acids)
Biological process (GO): steroid biosynthetic process
Molecular function (GO): 3-beta-hydroxy-Delta5-steroid dehydrogenase (NAD+) activity
Source: RefSeq, a predicted model, not a curated record
CGUUCGCUAUUUUCCAGAAUAGUGGACUGAAUGACAGAAAUGAUUGUAGCUUGAAUGGAUUCUGUCGUAUUUGUAUGGCCCUACAUGUAGGCCCUGCACCCGGGUACUAGUAUACCCCUGGCCUGUAACAUGUACCAGUAUGUAGUGCUGGCUGGAAUAAAUCCGUCGAACCGACACAGUACCAAACUUGCUCGUAUACAAAGUCUGCAUGCAAUAGUCCGGACAGCACGAGUACAGCACUUGGUCUAGGCGAGUGCACCACCGUGUAUGCACCUUUCAGCAACUGGCCGCAACUCAUGUCUCGUGAGAAAUCCCCACAUCUACAAAAGGAUGCUUUAUGCACGGUGAUUGGCUCAAGUGGCUGUCUGGGUCGCGAGCUGGUAGCGGAGUUGCUCAAGCGUGGCUACCGUGUGAAUGGCUUUGACACACGGGAGCCCGUCAUUCAGGAUGACCGAGUGCAGUACUUCACUGGAAGCCUCACAGAGCGAAAGGAUCUACUGCCGGCACUAAAGGAUGUGGAUGUUGUAUUCCAGACGGCAUCUCCUCAAUAUUUCACGAAGAACAAGUCUAUGUUUCAUAAAGUCAACGUCGAGGGUGCCCACAAUGUUAUACAGUGCUGUAUCGAUGCCAAUGUACCGCGUCUUGUUGCUACAAGCAGUGGCAUUGUUGUAUUUGAUGGCAAGGAUAACUGUGGUAAGACGGAGGAUGAACUACCAUAUGGCACAUUCCAAGACGCCUAUCAGCAAUCAAAGAUUGAAAUGGAGAAGGCCGUGAUAGCUGCCAAUGGACUACCGCUAUCGAACGGCGCAGGCAAGCUUCUCACGGUUGCCAUGCGACCGCAGGCUAUCUUUGGCCCCGGUGACAGUGCUAUUGUGCCAGGCCUGCAGGUCUUCAAGAACUGGUCUGCAGUGUUCGGGCCUGGCACUAAUACCAUCGACUACACGUACACAACCAACGUGGCACAUGGACACAUUCUAGCAGCAGAGAAGCUAUUUCUAGGAAGUCCAGUAUGCGGCGAGGCGUUCAACAUCAGCAACGACGACCCCAUCAACUGGGCCGAGUUUACUGACAAGGUGCUCUUUGCACUCGGUUAUCAGCCAGCACUCCGGCUGAACUUCAUCCCGGUCAUUGUGUUCACGGUCAUCGCGCACAUCCUGCUCUUCAUCCAAUCCCUGUUUCAGAGCAUCGGCGUCUACUACAAUGUACCCAUCACGCCGAUGGCCGUAAUGAUGUCCGUGAAGACCCAGUCGCACAGUAUCGACAAGGCCAAGAGACUGCUGGGUUACAGGCCACUUGUUAGUAUGACGGAGGGCAUACAGCGACUAACACAGUUCUACCAGGAGCAGCGUCGACGUCCGAAGAAAGUUCAAUGACAAUGAUGCCAAAGGAAAGUUUAGUCCCGGGGCGGAUUCAGGGGUUCCGCGGAACCCCCUAAAUUUUGCAAAUGUACCACUGGAAACCGUAUGUAUGGACACUUACAUGUAUCAAUUAUUCAGUUUGGGCUAAACUGGACCCCCCCCCCCCCCCCCCCCCCCCCGUAGAGACCUCUGGAUCCGCCGGCCCCAGUAGUCGGUGUCAGUCACUACACUUCUACCUAUGUGUACCACUUGAGUAUUCAAUUGCUUGUUGUAACAGCUGACAUGUUCUUGUAAUUUAUUCACAUCCGAUUAGAGUCCUUAUCGAAAGUGUUCCCAGUUCUGCUUUAGCGAGUAAGAACAAUGACUUGUGAAGUUGUAUGUCCUGAACAAUGCCGUAUUGCUCUGCUCCCAUCAAGAAGCAUGCCAGGGAUGUUUAUGCUUUGAAAUCAUUAGUUCAAAGUACCUAAGUUAUCACUCCAUUGCUACAAUGCUAAGGCUACGUGACUUUUCACAUAUUUUAUCAUCUAUCUCCCUCAAACUUCUGGAUAAUAAUUAUAUUAUUUUUAGAAUCACUUCAGUAUGAAGUAAACAAUAGAUCCUUGUGUACUGGCUUUCACCUCCUGAAGGUGCUCUGUACUUGUAAGCAGCAGUACCGUCGUUGCGCCCAUAGCAGAGUGGCAAAUUUUGAUCGCAUCAUGUU